ACUCCGGAUUUGGGAGCUGGCGGCAAACCACCUUCCCCUUCCCGCUCAGCAACCGAGCCUGGGAACUCCAAAGGGCACUUUCCCACGGGUGUUUGUGUGUGUGUGGAAGAACAGGGAGGAGGAGGAGCCCGUUUCACCCGUUCUAGACUCCCCUCCCCAAAUGGCUGGGCCUCUCUAGGAAGCGGCUGUUCUCUGUGCCUCUUUCAACCUCCCCCCUCCCCAAAUGGCCCAGCGAGAGACCCUCUCUCACUGCGCGCGAGAAAGGAAAGAGCGGGGCGCCCAGGUAGGGAGCGAGCAGGUGGCGCCUCCCUCGGCGAGGCAAAGACUGCUGCUGCCCGUGCCAAGUUACCAGAUUUCACCAUUUGUUUCCAGGACUAGAUGUUCAGUCAGAAAUAAAAAUGGAGUUCCAUAACUCAGCUAUCCAAGUUCCAGAGGAGAAAAUGGAGGGAGAAGAAAGAGACUCUCGAGUUCUUCAGGUUGAGGCCACUGGGAAGUUCCUGUCUGGUGUGGAUCCCCAACAAGUUAAAGGGGAAUCAGAUGAAGAGAUCUACCUCAACCCAGAUGGCCAGUGGCAGGAUUUCCAGAAGACUGUGAGGCCUCUUCACUCAGAAAGCGGGAAACCCCAGCAGCCUGGAUCUGUAGACUGGGACCAUAUGACAUCUUUUUCAGCAUCUCUGACAGCCAACCAGGAGCCUAGAGGAAAAGCUGCCCAGGUGCCAAAAAGUCCAGAAGAGAGAGAAGGAAUCCUAGAUACGGAUGUUACCCACCUAAACGUAUGUUGCCAACAGUUCAGGCAAUUUUCCUACCAAGAGGCUGAUGGGCCCCGAGAGGUUUUCAGGCAUCUCCAGGAUCUUUGCCAUCUAUGGUUGAAGCCAGAGACCCACACAAAGGAGCAAAUUCUGGAGCUGGUGAUCCUGGAGCAGUUCCUGGCCAUUUUGCCUCCAGAAAUGCAGAGCUGGGUCAGGGAAGACAACCCUAUAACCUGCUCCCAGGCGGUGGCCCUGGCAGAGGAUUUCCUGCUGUGGAAGGAAGAGGGGGAACUGCAGGAAGAGCAGGUGUCGGAGUCCUUGGAGAAGGUGGCUGUGAAAUCUUGCAAGACAGAGCAGGCUAGGAUGACACAGCUCUGUGGGAAGGCCAAGCAAAAGACUGAGGGGGAGAUCAACUUGCUAUGUGAUGAACAAACAGGUAGAAAAGAUCAACACCCAAUUUAUCCCAAAACAUCUAAAGACAUGGAAGUUGGUGGUGCUGUAUCUGACAAAGCUCAGUGGAAUGCUUUCCAGUUUUCUGAAACAGAAAACAUGUCUGGAAUUCAGCAAAAUCCAGAGAGGCAUGACAGAAAUUACACUCCGGGGAAUAAAGAUAGAAACUCUUUGUGGGAGGAAGCUCACAGAGGUGGUGAAAUCAUAAACAAAAGUGCCUUGCCCGAGAGAAUCCAUAAACAGAACAGGACACGCUCUGGCUGUGCAAAGAACACUAGCCAAAAUUCUGACCUUCUGAAGCAUCAGAUAAUGCUGACUGAAGAAAAAACAUGUCAGCAUACUGAUGGUCGGACAAGUUCCAGCUGGAAAUCAGGCAUUCAACAGGAGAAAACACAAACAGAUAAGCUGCCUACCAACUCUUAUUGUGGAAAUAACUUCAGUCCAGCAGAACUCCAAAGCAGUCCUUGCAGAAUACUUGCAGGAGAGAAGCCACAGAAAUGUUCUGAAUGUGGGAGUACUUUCAGUCAGAGCACAGGCCUUCAUGAAGAGGAUACAGGAGAUAGACUUUAUAUAUGCUCCAACUGUGGUAAAAGCUUUGUUUAUGGAAAACAGGAAAGUCCAUACCCACAAGAGAAACCAUCCAACCCUUCAGAAACUGAAAAAAGUAUUCCUCAGACCUCUGAUCUUCCCACAGGAGAAAAACCAUUUACGUGUUCAGAUUGUGGGAAAACCUUCAGCUUUAGGUCCAGCCUUGUUCGUCAUCAGAGACUCCACACAGGAGAGAAACCAUAUAAAUGUUUAGACUGUGGGAAAAAUUUCAGUCAGAGUUCCAACCUUCUAAAUCACCAGAGGAUCCAUACAGGAGAGAAGCCGUACAGCUGUAUAAACUGUGGGAAAUCCUUCAGUAACAGUUCGAGCCUUACAUCUCAUGAGAGAACCCACAGAGGAGAAAAGCCUUAUAAGUGUUCCAGUUGUGGGAAGAACUUCAGUUGUAAUUCAGUCCUCAGGAUACACGAAAGAAUUCACACAGGAGAGAAGCCGUAUGAGUGUACAGAAUGUGGGAAGAGCUUUAGCCGGAGAGAAUUCCUGAUCGGGCAUCAGCGAACUCACACAGGUGAGAAGCCAUACGAGUGCUCGGACUGUGGGAAAAGUUUCAGUCAGAGGUCAAACCUUAUUAAUCAUCAGAGAAGUCACACUGGAGAGAAGCCGUUUGAGUGCUCAGACUGUGGGAAAAGAUUCAGUCAUAAAGCAUCCCUCCUUAAACAUGAGAGACACCAUAUAAAGGUGCCAGAAAAGAGCAAAGUUCAAACCAUAUUGCCCAUGGGAGAGCAGACACAAGAGAUCAAACCAGAUCCAUGGUGAGCCUGCAGGGAGAGUAUACAUGGUUAGCAGAAAACCCAGAGGAGAAAACCGAAUCAGAUUGUGAAAACUGCUUCAAUCUGAGCUGCCCCACAUUCAGCCUGAGAAAAUAUGUGCAAAAAAGAACCUAUGUAGUUGCUCAGACUGCAGGAAAAUCUUCAUGAAUGAGCUCUGUAGCCCUUUUUUUUUCACUGUCAAAAUCACCUUUGAAAGUGUCCAAGGGAUCCAUUUGAUCUGAAGGCCACUAUUCCCAGGUUACUUCAUGCUCCUUCAUUUCUGUGGCAUCCUGUAAAAGUGUUGUCAGUUAGCAAGCUCAGUAUCAAAUGUGCCUGGAUCUUCACAUCUCUUCAGUCUGAAACACUAACCAAGCUGAAACACUAACCAGGCUGCUAUCCCAGGAGUGUGGGGCAAUGGUUAAAGCAGCAAUCCUCCCAGACUCUGUACAUGGAGAGCUGUGUGUGGACUGUUCUCUAGAAGGUCCUGGUAUAAAUUUUCCUUCUCCCUCCCGUUGCCUUGAUGCUGUGAACUGGCCAAGCUUUUGUCAAGUAUCUCCACUGGUUCUUGUAUUGGUACACAAGCCGCCCCCAGAAGAAGCAGGCCUUGGCUAGAUGAAAGUGGCCUGGCUGAGACGCAGAAUCCACAGGUAGUCGGUGCUGAGGGAAGGGUUUGCACUGAGUCCUGAGGGGAGCCGCACCACAUGUUCUACUUUCUGUGCACAUAAGGUGCAGAAUUGCGGCCUUAUAACACAAGAUGAGAAGUUUUAAAUUCUGUCUCGGUUGUAAACUCAGUCAGUAUUUUGUUGCCAAGCCAAAGCAACAGAAUACAAGUUAAAAUAAAGGCAUUUUAAACAAA
Molecule: messenger RNA, 3410 nt
Organism: Heteronotia binoei (common prickly gecko)
Lineage: Eukaryota; Metazoa; Chordata; Lepidosauria; Squamata; Gekkonidae
Product: zinc finger protein 397-like
Exons: 4
Coding region: 399-2561 (720 amino acids)
Biological process (GO): regulation of transcription by RNA polymerase II
Molecular function (GO): RNA polymerase II cis-regulatory region sequence-specific DNA binding; DNA-binding transcription factor activity, RNA polymerase II-specific
Source: RefSeq, a predicted model, not a curated record